Messenger RNA from Drosophila takahashii, 2258 nucleotides. RefSeq lists its product as uncharacterized. The record is from RefSeq and is a predicted model, not a curated record. NCBI's taxonomy places the organism in Eukaryota, Metazoa, Arthropoda, Insecta, Diptera, Drosophilidae.
CCGCACACUGUCCAGCUGGGGGAUUUCGAACAUCACCGUGAAAAAAAGAAAGAAUUGGGGAAAAUGUGGUUUUUGGUCAAGUGAUAGCCGCAACGCAGGUGAGCUGGGCCGAGGAAAAACGGAUACGGACAAGCGCCCACUGGCCGGAAAACUCCUUGGCUGGCCCCAAAGGCCCACCUGGCCCCGCACACCCGAAAACUUGUCGACGUUCUCGGCUGUUGUUGUUUUUGCUGCUACGCUGCUGAUGGCUGCAUUUUCGUAUUGGCAUCGCAUUUUUCUUGGCUACUCUUCGCUGCUCAAAUGAGCAUACGAAACCGAUAAAGGCCUGAAAAGCAGCUAAAAUAUCAGAUAUACGCAGUUCCGAGGGACUUUUGCAAUUAUACAACCCAGCGCCGUGGAAAAGACGAACAUCUGAAACAUCCGAAACUGGUUAUACACACAUCGCCAGGAACGGGAGGUUGGGAGGCCUGCAGUCGUCUCCAUGGACAAGAUCAAGUUAAAGGUUAUUGGCGUGCUGCGCGAACGCGAUGGUGGCAAUCGCAGUGGUUCCGGUGGACAAGCGGCUGGAGGAUCUGGAGUGGGCGUGGCCCAGCCCCCGGUGGCGCAGGAUGGUCAGGAGGAGGCCAACGCCCCCGGCGGAGGAGGAGCAAUAACCACCGCAGUGGAACCGCAGGCGGCAGCAGCAGCAGGAACUUCGGCUGGAGCCGCUAGAACCUCGGUGCUCUCCCGUCCGCAGGCCUCCAAGAUCAGCGCCCUCGACCUGGCCGGCAUACUCAACACGCGGCGGCGACUCGAGUGGACCAAGGAGUGGCUGCGCAAGAACCAGGCCGAGUUCCUCAGCAAGGAGAACCUGCUCAGCGAGCUGCAGUCGCGCAAGGACGAGUGCUACCACUUGAAUUACUUCCUAGCCAUCACAGAGAGCCAGUUCCGGUAUCUGGUGCAGAAGCUGGAGCCCAUCAUCAGCCAGUAUGCGCCGCAGCGCAAGAAGAAGUCCUUCAGCGCCGAGGAGCGGCUGGCCAUAACGCUCAAGUAUUUGGCAACGGGUGAAGUACAUUCUUGUCGAAACUACUGCUUCCGUGCCUCGAAAUUUGUGAUAAACGAAAUGAUUGCCAAUAUCUGUCUGGGCUUCUACGAGCACCUCAAGGACCAAUACGUGACACUACCAAAGACUGACGAUCAGUGGCGCAGCGCCGCCGAGGAGAUGGAGCGCAAGCACAACCUGCCCCACUGCGUGGGCAACCUGUUCAUGCGCAGCAUCCAGCUCCAGGGCUCCGGAUCCGGAGCCGCUUCGAAUUCCGCGGCCGCGAGCAGCGGUUCCGCCGCCGCCGGCGACGAUCGCAAGCGGGCGACCGUCAUCUUCACGGGCAUCGUCGAUGCCGACAACAAUUUCCAGUACGCCAAGGUGGAGCGGGCGGCGAGCAGCCGUCCGAAUGACAUCUACAACCAGACCACUGCCGUCGAGCUGAUCAGGCACAAGAUGCACGCCCUCGAGGAGCAGCAGUCGUCCGCGGAGAUGGACCGACAGGGCUAUUACUUCGCCGGCGACUCCGUGCUGCCGGCCACCUCGUAUCUGGUGACCACGCGCAACCUGCCCAAGGAUCGCGCCGUGCUGGAGGCCCUCGAGCAGGUGAACGCCCAUGCGGACCAGACGAUGCGGAUACUCUGCAACAUGUUCCCCAUUCUGGCGCAGCCGCUGCGCAUCAGCGACAAGCACAUCCGCGAAGUGGUGCUCGGCUGCGUGGCGCUCUACAAUUUCCUGCGCAAGACGGACGACUCCUUCCGGCGCACCAGCGACAGCAUUGUGCAGCAGCGGGCCGAGCAGCAGCAGCUGGCGGCCGCCUACAGCGUCGACAGCGACGAGAUCGACGACGACUGCAUCAUGCUGGCCACCGAGGAGGAGCUGCGCGAGCGGGCCGAGUUCACGCCCAGCGUCGGACUGACCACCUGCUUCCAGCCGCUGUGCACGCAGCGCGGCGAGACGCCCGAGGGCCUGGCCAAGCGGGACUGGCUGCUCCAGCUGGACUUUGGCCAGCAGGGCGGAAACGGAAGCGUAGGAAUGGGCAUGGGAAUCGCCAGUGGCAACUUGAGCGGCAACGGGGGACUGGGCGGCAGUACAGACAGUGCGAGCGGCAGCUCAAACGGGAGUUUAUAUUAGUGCAAUUUACCUAAGUACUUUACGAAUUUUGUAUAGUUCCUUGUUUUAUAUUUUCUAAAUCUGUAAUCGGUAAUCUGUAAUCUGUAACAGCAUCUGUUGCCAA